AUGGCGACCGAAGAGAUUACAUCUUCAAACGCGGUGCUUCUGCCCAGCACCGCGGUGAUCUCGCCCACUGUCAUCGUCAAGAUCGGUACGGAGGGCAAAGAGUACAUCCUCCACACCGAACUCCUCAAGCACCACUCUGGUUACUUCCGUGGAGCACUUUCCGGCGCAUUCAAAGAAACCGACGACGGCGUUAUACCCAUUACCGAUAUCGAAACCGACGCAUUCGACACCUUCGUCGAUUGGAUCUACCGCGGCACCGUAAACACAGAGCCGCAAUCACCUUCCAACGUUCUAAGUCGCAGCUACAUCUUAGCAGAUCGACUAAUCAUGCCCGGUUUGAAGUCUGCGCUUAUGGAUCAUUAUUACCAUCGGUACACUGGACACCAUCUUGCGGUAUGA
Molecule: messenger RNA, 399 nt
Organism: Alternaria novae-zelandiae
Lineage: Eukaryota; Fungi; Ascomycota; Dothideomycetes; Pleosporales; Pleosporaceae
Exons: 3
Coding region: 1-399 (132 amino acids)
Molecular function (GO): protein binding
Source: RefSeq, a predicted model, not a curated record